AACGCCUGCAGCAAAAAUCAACUCUGCCAAAAUAACGCAGCUUGUCAGUCUGGUUUCACAAUCAAAGGAUAUCGAUGCUCGUGCCCUCCUGGAUUCGAGGGAGAAUAUUGCGAAAAAGGUAAGUUUUAGAUUUCUGCAUAAAUGUCGCUCUGAUAUUCAUGCUAGCACAACGCUACUACCCGUGGGUUGAUUAACGGAGCGUUUGAUUGUUAAACGUGUCUCGUUUAGUUUGACGUUUGCCUGUACUCCUUCGUGUUUUUUCAAGGGGGGAGGGGUCAGUUAUAAUCACUCUAAACGUUUUAUCUCAACGUCUCUUUAAGGAGAAAAAUGAAGUGUCUCAUCAUACGCAGAUGAUGCGAAAGUACGCUUGAACUUGCAUUUAAUUCAUCUGAAAGGUCUAAAUGAAGAAAAACAGGAAAAUAUUAACGUUACAAAUACGAGGAUCGAGAAAAGUGUAUGGUAUUUGCUGAAGCAGUUUGCAUUGUUGAUGGAAAUCGUGAAACUGAAAAAAGGUUCCUCCGCACUCCUUUUGUUUUCUUUUUCACUAUUUGUCUAAUUUUAUGUUUCUUUCUAUCACCUUUUUUAGAUAUCGACGAAUGCAAAACAAAUUCUGACGAUUGCAACGCAAAUGCUUACUGCAAUAACACUUCUUCUAACACAAUACUUCUUGAGGCCUCUGGGUUCUCAUUGGCAAGGCCUAGAUACAGAAAUCCUAAAAAAAUGGCCCAAAAAAGCUUUCGGAAAUCGUUUAUGUUCUAAAAAUCUCGUUUGACCCUGAAAACCUAACAAAAUCCAGAUUUUUGUAUCAAGCCCUAUCAUAGGCAGCAACUGAAAGGAUAUUUAUCUUUUUAUUUAUCUACCUUUUCAUUUAUUUGUCUAUUUCAUCAUUCAUUAUUUGGUUUUUUUUCUGAUUGCUUCUUUUGAUAUCGAGCCAGUUACAACGCUGAAAGUCGUUUUCUUCUUUUAGAUCAGAGCGUUUGUUUCUAUUCAGUGUCGUAAAAUCAAAACCAAAGCAAUGACAACAGCCAAUCAGAGCAAGGGAAGUAUCAUAAGGAGCCAAUGAGAACUCGAAGCGCGGAAUCUGCCUGAAGCGCGGGAAACGCGAGUGACCAAGUUGUGUUUGGUUUUAGUGUGGAAUCUGAUUGGUCAAGAAAGUGGCGCGAAUUUUCAGGACCAAUCAAAGAGCGAAGUAAAGCAAGAACGAACAAUUUUUAGAGAGAACUAUACUUUUAAGACUAUGUGUUCAUGAUGAUGGUCCACCACUUCAUAAAAUUCUACAACGGUUUCACUUUUUUUUUUUUUUUUUGUUUACAAUGGUUUCCUUUUGUUUUUCCUGUUCAGUUGAUCCAUGUCAACUCUACACAGUUUUACAUGAUGAAGAUCGAGACAUAGAGGACGUUGGAGGCAAUGAAUGUGACAGCCAACUAAACACUGGCUGGUAUCGUUUCCUAAACAAGCCAGGAAUACGAAUGCCGACUACGUGUCCACCGACUGAUAGAAGGUGUGGUACGACAUGGCCAGGUUGGUUAGAAGGAGUUCAUCCGACGGUGGAAGACGGAAUAGUUGCAAGAACUGUCUACUUUCGAAGGCGUCAAAACUGUAAAGAACUAGCUGUACACAACAUUGAAGUAAAGAACUGUUCUUCCUUCUUUGUUUACCAUUUAAGACCAACCGGUAGUUGUAACUAUCGUUACUGUUACUCCUCUAAGUAACCAUUUCACCCCAUAAGAGUGACUAGCGUGUAAUUUCUCCUUACCAUAUCGCCCCUGAAUCGAGCAUUAGGGUCAGGAGAAUGAAGGAAAUGAUGAACAACCAAAGAAGAUUUAAUUUAUAUGGCAAAAUCUGUUUGUAAGUACCAACUGUAACUAGUUGUUUACUGUUCUCCGUACAUUUUUCCGACGGCAUUAAACACUCGGGCUCUUAGUUCGAGCUGCACACCCACCCUCGUGUGUAAGUCGUGAUUUAAGAUAGGAACG
Pocillopora meandrina is the source of this 1976-nucleotide messenger RNA. Lineage: Eukaryota; Metazoa; Cnidaria; Anthozoa; Scleractinia; Pocilloporidae. The record is from the annotation of a GenBank genome assembly.